AUGAACCGCCUGUUUGGCAAACCCAAGGACAAGGUUCCGCCGCCCAAUCUGACGGAUUGCAUCGCCAAUGUCGACAGCCGAGCAGACUCAAUUGAUAAGAAGGUCGCCCGCCUGGACGCCGACCUGGUCAAGUACAAGGACCAGAUGAAGAAGAUGCGAGAAGGGCCGGCCAAGAACGCCAUCAAGGCGAAGGCGCUGAACAUUCUCAAGCAGCGAAAGAUGUACGAAAACCAGCGCAACAACCUCCAGCAGCAGUCCUUCAACAUGGAGCAGACCAACUUCAGCACGCAAAUGCUCAAGGACACCCAGACGACGGUGUCGGCAAUGAAGCUGGGCGUGAAGGAGAUGAAGCGCGAGUACGGCAAGGUGAACAUUGACCAGAUUGAGGAUCUCCAGGACGACCUCUCCGACAUGAUGGAGCAGGCGAAUGAGGUGCAGGAGGUGCUGGGGCGGACCUACGGCGUGCCCGACGUCGACGAGGACGAGCUGGAGGCGGAACUGGAAGCCCUCACCGACGACUUUGCCCUCGACACCGACACCUCCUACCUGGAGGAGGUCAGCGCGCCAAAGGUGCCCACGAAGGAGCCCGGCGCGGACAGCGUCAUCACCACCGACGGCCAACUCGUCGACGAGUUUGGCCUGCCGAAGCUGCCGGCCACAUAA
Messenger RNA from Rhagoletis zephyria (snowberry fruit fly), 663 nucleotides. Lineage: Eukaryota; Metazoa; Arthropoda; Insecta; Diptera; Tephritidae. The record is from RefSeq and is a predicted model, not a curated record.